UUCGGCAUAACAAACCAAUGCGUGGCAUAUUUAUGCGGAUUUGUAAUGUUAAACUCUGCAUCUAUUUUACUGAGUCCGUAGCGCUGCAGAGAGGGUGCUAAAAUCACACCCCGAAAUAUUUAGUGUAAGCCACAGCUCGGGGACUGUCCGUUUUUCAGUGAGUGUACCAGCCUGCCCAGAAAGUGAAGUGGAAUUGCCUGUUUCAGCCCGCUGAGCGAGCAGCAUAUGGCCAUGCAGUCCGUACUGAACACGGUCCGGAGGGCCGCCCUGGGCGUGGCUGAUCAGCUGAUUCCUCUGCCGGGGGAAUCCUGCUUCCGAGAGCGUGGCAUGCUGACGCCGGACGAAUUUGUCGAGUGCGGCGACCAGCUGGUGCACAGCUGCCCCACCUGGUCCUGGGCGUCAGGCGAGGCGGCGCACGCCAGACCCUACCUGCCGGCCGACAAGCAGUUCCUCAUCACUCGCAACGUGCCCUGUCACCGCCGCUGCAAGCAGCUGGACCACGACGAGGCGCAGGAGCGGCUGAUCGCGCCGCUCGACGGCGAGGACGAGGGCUGGGUGGACACGCACCACUUCAGCACGGCCGCUGCGGGCGAGGAGCGCGCCGCGCGCAGCAUGGAGGCCCCCAGCGCGCCGCCGCCGCCCGCGCCCGCCGCUGACGACGACGACGACGGCGAGGACGGCGAGCCGGGCGACAUGGAGGAGUUCGAGGAGAGCGCGCUGGAUGACGCGGAUGACGCCGUGGUGCGGACGGUGCCGGUCACCAGCCGGGCGGCCGCCGGCGCCGCCUGCGCCGCCGCCGACGACGCCGACAUUGUGCGGACGCGCACGUAUCACCUGAACAUCACCUAUGACAGAUACUACCGCACGCCGCGUCUCUGGCUGCAGGGGUUCGACGAGAACCGCCAGCCGCUGACGGCCGAGCAGAUGUACGAGGACUUCAGCCAGGACCACGCGCACAAGACCAUCACUAUGGAGGCGCACCCGCACCUGGUGGGGCCGCCGCAGGCAUCCAUCCACCCGUGCAAGCACGCCGACACCAUGAAGAGGCUCGUGGAGACAGCUGAGGAGGGCGGCCGCCAGAUCUCCGUCCAGAAGUAUCUCAUCGUCUUCCUCAAGUUCAUGCAAGCCAUCAUUCCGACCAUUGAGUACGACUUCACGCAGAACAUCCAGUUGUGAGGCGCGAACGCUGCGGUGGCGCGCGCGGCGUGGUCGGACCUCAGGGGUCUUCGGGGGACGCUGACGGACGGGCGGCGCCGGCGCCGCUGACGGACCCCCUAAGGCCGCGAGGUGGCGCUGGCAGACCGCGGAGGCGGCAGCGCAGCGAUGCGGGGCGGACGCGGAAAGCGUUGGAGGGUGCGGAGACCUCGGCCCCCGGGAACGGACUGGCGGAGACGGUCGGCGGGCUGCUCCCUGUGCUCGCGCGUCGCUGGCUGGGUGCGGCCGGGCUCGUGAGCGCCGGCGGCCACCAAGCCCCGCCCGACGUCUGGGGAACGCGUCGCUGCCGUCAUAAUGCACGGCCACAAUGGAUGCUGCCGACAGAUGCCUCCAGGUCUGCAGUGUCAACGGUAUGCAAGUGUUGCUCGUUGUGGUUCUUCCCGCCGAUGUUUGGGCCAGCUGCUGUUGUGCUAAGCUUUGAUGACAGCACAUUUCAGUUACGUGUGGGGGUUUAUGAGACCUCGGCCGCACUGGUGUCUUGGGGUGUCGGAGCGUGUCUGAAGGUGGCCCGGCGCCCAGCCGUGUCCUCUCUGCCGUCCGUUGCGGCCUGCUUUACCGCUACGCCAGGGGAGCCUGCGACCGGGUGCUUCACGCCGCCGGGGGAGGGGAGGGAGCGGGCGGCGACCGCCAUUCGAUUGCGAGGCCCGGUGGGUCGGUCUGUGCUCUGGAGGCCCUCUGACGCCCACUGGUUCUCCAUAACGUGGUAUCGUGGCUUCCGGCGAUUCAGCCCGCUCUGGCCCGCCCGGCUGAGCCGGCGCGCUGCUGGGCCGCGCCGCUCUGCCUGCUCCGACUGUGAUGAUUCAGAGCGACAAGGUCUGCUACCGAAAUACAGCUUGCAUGAUUUUG
This is a messenger RNA of Pollicipes pollicipes, 2061 nucleotides long. RefSeq names its product ubiquitin-like-conjugating enzyme ATG3. Gene Ontology annotation, cellular component: phagophore assembly site; cytosol. Bases 226 to 1176 code for a protein of 316 amino acids. Lineage: Eukaryota; Metazoa; Arthropoda; Thecostraca; Pollicipedomorpha; Pollicipedidae. The transcript is spliced from 7 exons. Gene Ontology annotation, biological process: glycophagy; autophagy of mitochondrion; nucleophagy. The record is from RefSeq and is a predicted model, not a curated record. Gene Ontology annotation, molecular function: Atg8-family ligase activity.